GUAAAUUGGCCUCCCUUACUUGGGCGCAGACCGUACAUUUUGGAAUAGAGACUGCGCCCUCUCUUGUUGGAAUACUUUUUCAAGAUGUCUGCGCCCAUGGUAAAUUUUAGUCGCAAUUUCUAAAUGCAUCAACAGAAAGAGAAUGAAGAAAUCCUGAAUAAUCAUGCAUUUACUGUGGACUACAAUCGCCAUCGUAUUUUGUGUCUCUCUUCAAGUUCUGGGUGUGUCCAUAUUCAUCAGAGGAUUCCUACCAAUCAAGCAAGUAGUGGCAGGGCAUGCAUCGCAUCAUGACGCACCCCCAGAGCCUAGUAUUAGUGGCCCAGAUGCUGUUAGAGGCACAAACUCCACCAUUGAGCUAAGCAAGCCUGUGUUUGGACGACUUGUCCUAGUACUUAUUGAUGCAUUAAGAUGGGAUUUUGUACUCGGAGAGAAAAGGAGGAUGCCAUUUGUAAGAGGUUUAAUUGACAGAGGACAGUCUUUAAGUUUCAUUGCAAAAGCACAACCUCCAACAGUUACAAUGCCAAGAGUUAAAGCUCUAACUUCAGGAACUAUUCCAGGUUUUGUAGAUGUUAUCUUAAACGUAGACUCAAAAGCUAUGUUGGAAGACAACAUAAUAUAUCAACUCGAAGCUGCUGGAAAGAAAAUGCAUUUCUUUGGGGAUGACACUUGGCUCAGGUUAUUUCCAGACAGCUUUAAAGAGUCUGAUGGUACAACAUCAUUCUUUGUGUCCGACUACACAGAGGUAGACAAUAAUGUUACUCGGCAUCUGGAGCCCACACUUGCAAGAAGUGACUGGGAUGUGUUGAUUUUGCAUUACCUAGGCCUAGAUCACAUUGGACACAUAGGAGGCCCAUCAAGUCCUCUUGUGACGCCAAAACUUGAAGAAAUGGAUGCAGUACUGACCAAGAUAUACACCUCUAUAGAACAACAGGACGCUUAUAGUGAGCUUCCAUCUUUACUGGUGUUGUGUGGAGACCAUGGGAUGAGUGAAGCUGGUAGCCACGGUGGGGCGUCACCCAGUGAGACCCUUACUCCCCUCAUUCUGUUGAGUUCUAAGUUUAAGGACAUUAAAGGUUCUCUCUUUCCCUAUGAUGAGGUUCAGCAGAUUGACAUGGCGCCCUCACUGGCUGUCGUUCUCGGUCUUCCAAUUCCACAGAAUAGUUUGGGAAUCGUUAUUCCAGAAGUCUUGAAUCUGCUUCCAAUGAGACAGAGGUUGAGGGCGCUGCAGCUUAAUAGCAAUCAAUUGAUGAACCUGAUGAAACAGAAUUUUAAUCCAGCUGAGUUUGAGGAUGUUACCUACCAGUAUCAACAUGCAUUGCAGAUGCAUGCGGCCUGGCUCCAUGAAUACUCAACUACGCCCUCAUCAAUUGCUUCACAUGAAGUCGGUAACAAGGUUAUUGACAAGUAUCUCAGUAUUUUGAAGUUGAUGCAAUUGAAAGUCUCUGCAAAUAUUACCAGAUACGACAUCCAUGCAAUGAUUUGUGGGAUUGUUCUCUGCUUUGAAGUUAUAUUUAUUAUUAUGGUUGCGCUUUUCUACACCUCUGGUGGCCAAAUACCCAUAGAUACCCAAAUCUCAAAGAUGUUCUACUUUGGUUGCUGUUGCUUAGCUACCCUGACUGUCCAUGUGACUGUUUGUACCUCCAGUGGAUCUGAUACAAGUCCCCUGAUGUGUGGAAGAUCACUGACAGCCAUUUUUAAUUCGGCUGUUUUUGUUAUAUCUGUAGCAGUCGCAGUAUUUUUUCAAAUAUCUGUAUUUAUUUCUCGAAAUAUCGUCAAAAAUCACAUUUUAUCUUUUAUGAGAUCCCUAUCUACUCUGGAAAUAUUUCUCUUACUAGGUAGUGAUGCCCAUACCAUUAGUCUCAUGUCCAGCAGUUUUGUAGAGGAGGAGCACCAAACUUGGUACCUCUUGACUAUGACACUGCUGGUUGGAAUCUGUGCUAAACUGAUGGCUCAGAGCAUUGUGGAUCGGAAAUCAGAAGACUACAAAUCGAUUGUCUUGAUCCUAAUGAUAUGUCGUCUGCUAAGGUCUUGGAACCAGACAGGAAUAAAAUGGGCUGAUUUACCUGACAUUGGUGACUGGCUUGUAAGACCUGAGAAUGUCACCACACUGUCUUCAGCGCACUUGAUGUCUCUGGUGGCAAUUUAUAUCAUGCUGUCAUCCCUUCAGUUUUCUCCCAUGAACCUUUUAACUGUAGUCUUUAUAUACCUUUAUCGACAUGCAGUGGGGAAUGUACUUUUGCCAGUCUCAGUACCAUCUUCGUAUAAGGGAAUUGUAGAAGCAAGAAUUGUUUUUGGACUUUUGGUGCUCAAGUUAUCAUGUGCAAUAAUACAGUUUUUUAUACCAAAUAUUUUUACUACUUUUCAAAAACUUAAAACUAAUAAAAAAUCUGUUGAAAUUAGAUUAAUUAAUGUUUUCUAUGAAAGCUUCAUUUUAUUGGCUGCGCUGUUGCUACGGCCACAUAAUACACCUGUUGUUGCCAUGACAGUGUUUAUACAACAAAAAUUAAUAAUCACUUUAACAAAACACCCACUGAAAGCCUGGAGUUUGAGUCUAGUUUGUUUCUGGAUGGGCCAAGCUGCAUUUUACAAUCAAGGAAAUUCAAAUAGUAUUGCAUCAAUUGAUUUGUCGUCUGGAUAUGUUGGGCUAGACUCGCAUGAUCCAGCCUUUGUUGGGGUGCUUUUGCUGGUGUCAACCAACUUUGGUCCUGUGUCGUGGAUGAUCAUUCUUAUUGGCAGCAUCAUGAAGAGUUCUCUCAACAAGCAUCAGGUGGCAGUACCUCAAGCCUUCCUGUCUCUUAUGCUGUUCCGGGCAUUUCCACUGGCUGUAUACACAAUUGUAGUUGCAUCACAACGUUACCAUCUGUUUAUAUGGAGUGUCUUCUCCCCCAAGCUCCUCUACGAAGCAAUGCAUAGUUGUGUUUUAGCCGUCUUUAUAAUGUUGGGCAUAGCCUUUUAUGUAAUAGGUCAUUACACAAGACCAAUUAAUAUUAGAAUUUCUAAAAGAGAUUAGGUAUGUUUUCAGCUUGAAACAAGACUUGAUAUGACAUUAAUUAAAAGUUAGUCUUUAAAUUAUUUUAUCAAUUUUCCAUGGUAACUCUGACUUUAACCCCUCCCCCCCCCUGAAGUAUUGGAAAAGAAAGAAAAUUGCGUAAAAGGUCAAGAGACUGUCACUUCUGGCUAUAAACUUUUGUAUCCUCAGCCCUAACCAUGGUAUGUUUGAGGUGAUCUUAAUCCAUGAAAGUCCCUACUUGUGCCCACUCCUAUUUAGAAAUUCUUAAUCCAUCACCAAAGAAACUGUUUCGCAACACCUCGUGCUAAGGUCCCACAAAACGACAGUGUGAAAGCAUACGUACGCACCACAGAGCUAUGCUAUAAUAGCUGGAUUGCUCGUCGGCCAAUCCUGGUACAGAAAAACGUGAGGCCUCCGACGCCAUGUUGGAGGGCCUAAGUGACGUACCAGUUUAGAAAAGUUGUAGUUGUUAAAAAUAACGAUUCCUGCAAUACUUUUCAAUAACAAAUAUAAAUUUAACAUAGGAAUUUUUUUCAAACCAUCUAACUAGACACAACAGUUUAUGCGGUUUUCAAAAGUCACAUCAAGUAGAUAGAUGAUAAUAACAAUAAUUUAAACAAAUGCCAAAAGAAACUUGUCUAAAAUGAUGCGUCAGUGGCCUCACUAUGAGCAAUCCAGCUAUUAUAGUAUUAGUAGAGAUCAGUGGUACGCACAUGCUUUUGUGGGACACGUCAGUAUUCUUGACAUUCUGGAAAGGUCGAUGACCUUUAAUGGUAACAGUGUCAUUGACGAUGGCAAUUUCAUAUAAAGCUAAAGAAGUAAUUUAUGUCCAAAUAUAGACUUUUUGACUUAGGGAUGCAUAGCGCUAAAUGUUACUCUAAUGUACGUUGCGUUAACUUUUUCUUAAUAUUGCAAAAAUAAAAAUACCAAACGUAGAUUUGUUGUUAAUCUUGAAAUUAUUUCUUUAUUAUGUUCAUAAUGUACAAAGAUUAAAAUAAACAUAUUUUUACAUUUUGUAAUGUAAACAACAGAAUGUAUCUUAACUAUAUAAUUUUGGAAAUAUGAACAAAACUAUGGAAUACAAUUAUAAAACCAAAUUCUACUAGCGGAUAAUAUAUGAUGAUGGUGUAAAUAAUCAUAGCCGUACAAAAUGAUUAAGAAUUCAAUUAACCAUAUAUGGUAAUGGAAUUGUCUACGCAAAACAGAACAGAAAUUUUACUACAUUUUAUGUGACAAAUAAAUGUACCAUAAUUGGCACCUUAAGAAUGGUGA
Messenger RNA from Anneissia japonica, 4282 nucleotides. RefSeq names its product GPI ethanolamine phosphate transferase 2-like. Lineage: Eukaryota; Metazoa; Echinodermata; Crinoidea; Comatulida; Comatulidae. The coding region runs from base 164 to 3010 and encodes 948 amino acids. Gene Ontology annotation, biological process: GPI anchor biosynthetic process. The transcript is spliced from 12 exons. The record is from RefSeq and is a predicted model, not a curated record. Gene Ontology annotation, cellular component: endoplasmic reticulum membrane.